CCAGGGCGGCUAGUAGCGAGCUAACAGGGAGUCCGCUGGUGCCACCUCAACAUGGAGUAGCAAGAGCCCCGUGUUCACUGUCGAGAAGUGGACCACACAGAGAUCAGGACAGAGACAAAUGACACUUCUGUAGGUGGAAAAGGGACGCAAGGCUUGUAUUUGAAAGAUGGCGAACGACUCCCCAGCUAAAAGUCUAGUAGACAUCGACUUGGCUUCACUGCGGGACCCAGCCGGGAUAUUUGAAUUGGUGGAGGUGGUUGGAAAUGGAACCUACGGACAAGUAUACAAGGGACGACAUGUUAAGACCGGACAGCUGGCCGCCAUCAAGGUCAUGGACGUCACAGAGGAUGAAGAAGAGGAAAUUAAAUUGGAGAUUAAUAUGCUGAAGAAGUAUUCCCAUCACAGAAACAUCGCCACCUACUACGGGGCUUUCAUUAAAAAGAGCCCACCAGGACAUGACGACCAGCUUUGGUUGGUGAUGGAGUUCUGUGGAGCUGGUUCUAUCACAGACCUGGUGAAGAACACUAAGGGGAACCAGUUGAAGGAGGACUGGAUUGCCUACAUCUCCAGAGAAAUCCUUCGAGGUCUGGCUCACUUGCAUGCCCACCAUGUGAUCCACCGUGACAUCAAGGGACAGAAUGUCCUGUUGACUGAGAAUGCCGAAGUGAAAUUAGUGGACUUUGGUGUGAGUGCCCAGCUGGAUCGUACCGUAGGCAGGAGAAACACCUUCAUUGGUACUCCCUACUGGAUGGCCCCUGAAGUCAUCGCCUGCGACGAAAACCCUGAUGCGACCUAUGACUACAGAAGUGACCUGUGGUCUUGUGGCAUCACGGCCAUUGAGAUGGCGGAAGGCGCCCCACCGCUUUGUGACAUGCACCCAAUGAGAGCACUCUUCCUGAUUCCAAGAAACCCUCCUCCGAGGCUGAAAUCCAAAAAAUGGUCCAAAAAGUUUUUCAGUUUCAUCGAGAGCUGCCUCGUGAAGAACUACACACAGCGGCCGCCAACAGAACAGUUGCUCAAACACCCCUUCAUCCGAGACCAGCCCAAUGAGAGGCAGGUCCGCAUUCAGCUGAAAGACCACAUUGAUCGCACCAAGAAGAAGAGGGGUGAAAAAGAUGAAACGGAGUAUGAGUACAGUGGCAGUGAGGAGGAGGAAGAGGAUCCCCCAGAGCAGGAGGGAGAACCAAGCUCCAUCGUUAAUGUCCCGGGUGAGUCCACGCUGCGAAGGGACUUCAUCCGCCUGCAGCAGGAGAACAAAGAGAGGUCAGAGGCACUUCGUCGUCAGCAACUGUUGCAGGAGCAGCAGCUUCGCGAGCAGGAAGAGUACAAGCGUCAACUACUGGCUGAGAGGCAGAAGCGUAUUGAGCAGCAGAAGGAGCAACGACGGCGACUGGAGGAGCAACAGAGACGCGAACGGGAGAUGAGACGGCAACAGGAGCGGGAUCAGCGUCGGCGGGAGCAAGAGGAAAAGAGGCGCAUUGAGGAGAUGGAUCGCAGGCGCAAAGAGGAGGAGGAGCGCCGGCGUGCUGAGGAUGAGAAGAGGAGGAAUGACCGUGAACAGGAGUACAUCCGACGGCAGCUUGAGGAGGAACAGAGGCACUUGGAGAUGCUACAGGAGCAGCUUCUACGUGAACAGGCCAUGUUGUUGGCUGAUGAACGGUACCGUAAGAAUAUUCAGGGCUCCCCUCAGACCGCCCCUCCUCCCAAGCAACCCCCUCUGCCCCCCCGCUCUGCUGAACCCUUCUCCAACGGUAGCUCAUCUGAGGCGUCUGCCAUGCACCGGCCCAUGGAGCCUCAGGUCCAGUGGUCUCACCUUGCCGCUCUAAAGAGUAGCAACAGUGCUGCCCCUUCUCCGCCUCCUCCUCCUCCGCCUGUGGUCGCUCGCUCCCAGUCCUUCAGUGAGCCCGGUGGUGUUACUGCUAACUUUGCACAACUCCACAUGCGCUCCCAAGAUCCCCACCAUCACCACCCAUCGCCUGCCCGCACUGAUCCCCAGCCCCAGCCGCCCCUCCACCAGCCUCAGGCCCCACCCAGUGACGAAGUGCCACCCAAGGUACCUGUGAGAACAACGUCCCGAUCUCCUGUACUGUCGCGCAGAGAGUCUCCACUACCAUCGCAGCCUAGCGGCCAGAGGAGCACAUCUGGAAAUGUGGAGCACCGCCCUCUGUGGGACCGUGUGGAGAAGCUGCAGCCUCGACCUGGCAGCGGUAGCUCCUCUGGCUCUUCUAACUCCAGCUCCCAGGCCAGUCCUGGGGACCGCUUCAGGCCACGCUCGUCCUCCAAAUCUGAAGGAUCGCCUCUCCAGCGCCCUGAGAAUGUUCCCAAAAAAACAGACGAAAAGAAUUUGGCUAGGCCUACCCGACCUGCCGACCUGACAGCCCUUGCUAAGGAACUCCGUGCAGUGGACGACGUGCGGCCUCCCCACAAAGUGACCGACUACUCUUCCUCAAGCGAGGAGUCCGGCACCACCGAUGAGGAGGACGAUGAAGAAGUAGAUCAGGAGGCAGGGGAGGAGUCCACUUCGGGUGCUGAGGACUCUCGGUCUGGAUCCUCUCAUGGCUUCCACAGGAGGAUCAGUAAUGGAGAAACUGUGUCUGCCAAAACUAUGCUUGUGGAAGACUCAGAGAGUGAGCAGGCCACUACACCCUCUAAGGAUGGUACACUGGUCAUCAGACAGAGCACCGCUGACAUAAAGCGGUUGGUCAGUCUCUCCUCUUCCUCUUCCCCGGCCGGCCCCGCUCACGGCCAGCCCCUACCCCCAAGCCACACCUUCCAAGAGAAAAAUGGCUUCGCUGGCCGCAUUCACCACCUACCAGACCUUAUCCAGCAGAGCCAUCACUCCCCAUCCUCUUCCACAUCCAUGCUUUCCUCCUUCUCCUCCUUCUCAUCAUCUCCAAGUCAUGCCAGUCUGGCCACGUCCCCACAGAAUCCCCUGGACAAGCUUGUUGCCAUUGAGAGCCAGUCGGAGAGCAAUUCCAUGUCCAAACACAAAUCUUCCUCCUCCUUCACUCCCUUCAUCGACCCUCGUCUUCUCCAGAUCUCCCCAUCCAGUGGCAGCUCACUCAACAACAUGGCUGGAUUUGGGCAGGACGUGCGUCUAGCCGACCCGUUGAGGUCUGACCCGUCCCGCAAAGGCUCGGUGGUUAAUGUCAACCCUGUCAACACACGCCCGCCCAGCGACACGCCAGAGAUCCGCAAAUAUAAGAAGCGCUUCAACUCGGAGAUCCUGUGCGCCGCUCUUUGGGGCGUCAACCUGCUGGUCGGGACUGAGAGCGGCCUGAUGCUGCUGGACCGCAGCGGUCAGGGGAAAGUGUACCCGCUGAUCAACCGGCGGCGCAUCCAGCAAAUGGACGUGCUGGAGGGACUUAAUGUCCUCGUCACCAUAUCAGGCAAAAAGAACAAGCUCCGUGUUUAUUACCUGUCGUGGCUUCGGAACAAGAUCCUGCAUAAUGACCCGGAGGUGGAGAAGAAGCAGGGUUGGGUUAAUGUGGGCGACCUGGAGGGCUGCGUUCACUACAAAGUUGUCAAAUACGAGAGGAUAAAAUUCUUAGUGCUGGCCUUGAAGAACUCUGUGGAGGUUUACGCUUGGGCCCCCAAACCGUACCACAAGUUCAUGGCCUUCAAGUCGUUUGGCGACCUCGUGCACAAGCCUCUCCUGGUGGACCUGACGGUGGAGGAAGGUCAGAGGUUAAAGGUCAUCUAUGGCUCCUGCUCAGGCUUCCAUGCUGUGGAUGUGGACUCGGGCGCCGUCUAUGACAUCUACCUACCCACUCACGUAAAUGCCCCUCUCAGUGACCCCCCCCUCACAUUCCUCAUUUUCCCAUCCCACCUUCAAAGCACCUGCCUCGGCUUUCAGAUCCAGACCAGCAUUCAGUGCCACGCCAUCAUCAUCCUGCCCAACACCGAUGGCAUUGAGCUGCUCGUGUGCUACGAGGACGAGGGCGUAUAUGUCAACACCUACGGGCGCAUCACCAAGGACGUGGUGCUGCAGUGGGGGGAAAUGCCGACUUCAGUGGCCUACAUUAGGUCAAACCAGAUCAUGGGCUGGGGCGAGAAGGCCAUCGAGAUCCGCUCGGUGGAGACCGGCCACCUGGAUGGUGUCUUUAUGCACAAGAGAGCCCAGAGACUCAAGUUCUUGUGCGAGAGGAACGACAAGGUAUUCUUCGCCUCGGUGCGGGCGGGUGGUGCUAGUCAGGUGUACUUCAUGACACUGGGACGCACUUCACUCAUGAGCUGGUAGUUACCAACGCCAUGACGGCGGCGAUGAAGAUGCUUGCUCAUACGUGUUUGGACGAUAUUGAAUAGCCAACGGGGGGGUUGGGUGUUGCGUUUUGUGUGUGUGUGUGUGUGCGCACGCGCAGAGCGUGUUAUAGUAAACUAUAUUCUGACAGAACAUCCUUUGAGCCAGGCCUGCCUCCUCUCCUUGACCUUUUGUGGGAUGUGUACAUGUUUAGUGUCCUUGUGCAGCCUUGCAUUGUGUGUGCUCGUGCGCAAGGCCAGUGCAGGAAGUGCUGCGCGUGUGCACAGUUGAGGAUGAACCAUGCACACGCCGCUCAUUGUUUGGUUUGUUUUUGGUUCAGGUGGUGCAAGCUCCUCCUCCCACUCAACGGGUCGCUAAACACUUGUUUGCCUUCUUGAAGGUGUUGUGGUGGACCAUGGUGAUCAUGACAGGGUAAUGGGUUAUCAGCUCCACCACCUUCCAAGCAUGCCUCACAACGUUGCAUUGGUCCACAAUCUUCUUAAUACACUGUAUAUUUCCUAUGUGCUGAUCAUCAUGCUUAUUUAUCAUCCACCAAACAAUGUAAUGGACCCAAAUUUGUAUUGUUUUCAUUCUUUCUCAAGGUGGAUUGUUAAGGAUAAACUGUGAAUUAGAUUUACAGAGUCAGCAGGUGACCACAAAGGAUCAAAGCUUGUGCAUGUGCGAGCGUCACAGUCCAUGGACACUGUAGCUCCCAAGUCCAGGUUGCCUUAUUAACGUCUCCAGCAGAAUGAAACUGCUGAAACUCCUUAUGUAGGUUUUUAUGAAGCCUAAAAGUUGAAGGAAGGCUUUAGUCGGAUACAAUAAUGGACCUUGUUUUUCCGGGUUUCACCUUUUGGUCUGUUUCCUGUGUUUAUUUGUUUGUGUCGCAUCUCCCAUCAAAUUUGCCAAGGCUGCUGUCAUUCGUCGCAUUCAUUUCCAACUUCCCCAGCUCAUCAGCAUGGUGGUGCCUUCACUGACCUCCCACACACAGAGAGAGAGAGAGAGAAGCGGAUAAGACCAAAAGUGCAGCAGAGUUACAAAAAACACUCCAAAUGAUGAAAACCCAAGUGGCAUAUUUUUAACCCGGACUUAGUUUUUAGUCUCGACCGUGUAUCCCUUCAGAUAAGUAUGCGACUGCUGUGGUUUUUAAAUAGUAGUGCACACAUUAUGUUGAAAUGUUUACAGACGUCAUUGUUUUGUCAAACCAAUGUGCAUCAAUAUGAAUAUUUAUGGAUCAUUUGAGGGCAGUUUUCUGUAUUUUCUAUUCCCUUUUGUACUAUCAUUUAGGCGGUCAUGUACAGGAAUAAAUAAACAUUUGCUCACGUGAUGAAUGACACAAAUCCAGACUCCACUGAUUUUUAUUUU
Doryrhamphus excisus (bluestripe pipefish) is the source of this 5605-nucleotide messenger RNA. Lineage: Eukaryota; Metazoa; Chordata; Actinopteri; Syngnathiformes; Syngnathidae. The record is from RefSeq and is a predicted model, not a curated record.